Molecule: messenger RNA, 888 nt
Organism: Pieris napi
Lineage: Eukaryota; Metazoa; Arthropoda; Insecta; Lepidoptera; Pieridae
Exons: 1
Coding region: 122-859 (245 amino acids)
Source: RefSeq, a predicted model, not a curated record
UAGGCAUAUUUAGUUUUUAUAUGUUUGUUUCCAUAAAUUUUGUAUUUUAUUUAGCGACGAUACAAUUAAUUAUGAAGGUUAAUUUAAUAUUGUUCUAUGAACUGUAAGUUUUUUUAUCAAAAUGGAAGCCCAUUUACACGACGUGCCUGUCCUAAGUACUUUGCAACCGAUGCACAUUCAUCAACAACAACAAAAUAUAAAUCAAAUAAAUAUUCAGCAUCAGCAGCAAGUAGAACCACUUCCGCCGCCUCCAGAGCACAAGCCAAAAGUAGAUAAAAAGAAAAAAGAGGCUAUAGAUGGACAAGCACGCGAAAUCAUAUUCAAAGUAAUCAAAUUCUUCGAAAGCGAAAAGCAAAAUAGAGGAUAUGCAUUUCCAGUGGAAAAUGUAGUAAAACGCGCCUGUGCAGCAACUGGGCUCUCAGAAAGUACAAUAAAACGAAUAAAAAGGGAAGGACUGCGCGCUGAGGCGACCCAAACUAAAAUGACAGGACCUAAGAAGAAACGAAUGCGAAAAACCAAAGUUCAGUUAGAUUACUAUAAACUGUGUGCUCUGCGUGGCAUAGUAAAUAGUUACGCUUCAAGAAAAGAAGUACCAACGUUAGGUAAGAUUCUAGCUGCUGCUAAACACGAGCUAGAUUAUAGAGGUGGUAAGGAAUCGCUAAGAUUAAUAUUACUUAAUAAAUUAGGUAUUAAAUUUAAAAAAUGUGAAAAGAAAAAGAGUGUUAAACAAGAAGAGGUUCCUCCACAGUACCAGCCUCCACCCCCAGUAAUGACACAUAUCCAAAUGGAGCCAAUGAAGCCAGAAAACCAUUGUAUUUAUACAAAUAUGAUGCCUCAUGUUCCACCUGUGUCUUAUUAACAGUAUUAGUGUACAUAUGUUCUGUGAGU